This is a messenger RNA of Penicillium waksmanii, 813 nucleotides long. RefSeq lists its product as uncharacterized. The record is from RefSeq and is a predicted model, not a curated record. NCBI's taxonomy places the organism in Eukaryota, Fungi, Ascomycota, Eurotiomycetes, Eurotiales, Aspergillaceae. The transcript has a single exon. Bases 1 to 813 code for a protein of 270 amino acids.
AUGCUGACCGCUCUCUUCCUUGCUCAAAGCCGGACUGAUACCAAAUACACAUGCACACUGAAAGCUGGCUAUAUACCCAGUCUACUCAGUGACAUUGUAUGUGCAGCAUCUGAUUCUCUUGAUGCAUUGGAGCUGUUCAGCGAGCUCUUACAGGAGGAUCAUGCUUCAGCUUCUUCUACAGGCUAUAUGGCAUUUGAUGCCCAUGUCGGAGAUACUGCCUGCCAGCUGCGUGCUCUCAUGAUCAUGGUUCUCAGACAGCAUCUAUUGAAGGAUGGGCGCGCUGACCGAUUUCAACGACAUAUUGCUUCUAUGACAAAUGCACUCCAAAAUGUCAUUACCCGAGCGCGAGACUCAUGUCGGAUGUUGACCGCAAAAGGAUCCAAUUUUGAAAAAUUUGGGUUUAAUCGGGCGGGAGAAUCGCGAUGCAGUCUCUUGAUGAAGCUUGGAUGGGUAGAGCCCAUCACCGAACACGAGACGCGGUCGGCGGGAUCUAUAGAAGAUUGGAAUCCAGACAAUUUCCAACAGGUCAUUCGUCUCCUCGCCUACAGUUAUGUCCUUUCAAAAUACAAAACGUUUGUGCGACGGAAGCACAUAAUCGGAGCUGAAUUGGACCCUGAAAUCCCAAUACAAUACGCUGCUCGACUCAUGGAGUCUGAUUACAACUCGAAGAACCCCGUCUUCCCUUAUUGGACUCAACAAAAACGUGUUGAGCAUGACUUCCAAUGCAUGCAGGUCUGGCUAUCAGAGCUGAGCUGUGCAUGGCUGAGAUCACUAGCACACGCACGGGAGCGAAACGACAAACUGCAGAGGUGA